AUGGAACUCUUCAGUGAAGUUGUGAUUCAAAACGACAAUAUAACGGCAAUUCAGUUCAAUGGCUCUAAUUUUGCGAUCAACUUUGUGGCUGCAAUAUACAAAACAAUGUCAACAAUUUUGCCUGCUAAUUCUGACAUAGAUCCAAAUGCGGAUAAACAAGAUAAGACGUCUAUGAAAGCAUUUGUCAAUUCUCCAAUACUGUCCCUGACAACUCAACCUAAUCUUGGAGAGUUGACCCCGUCUCUGAAUCUGGCGUUCCAACAUAUCAACAGUAUUGAGACAACUGGUAUGCGCGCCGUGUGUGUGUCUUGGAAUUUUACAGAAAGCAAAUGGACAGAAAAAGGAUGCAAAGUAAACGAAAGUGAUCAUAAAAGGACAGUUUGCCGGUGCAACCAUCUAACAAAUUUUGCCAUUCUAAUGCGGCCAUACUCUCCGGUGUUGGAAGAGAAGCAGUCCUUGAAGACGAUAUCUCUUGUUGGGAUGAUAAUCUCUCUAGCGUUCUCAUCUCUGACGUUUAUAAUCUACAUCUUGACUUGGAGAUCUAUCAGAAGUGACCAAAACAUCAUAAUGUUGAAUCUUUGUGGGUCGUUGAUUUCGUCAUAUGCCAUAUUUAUCUCUGUAGUGGAACAAACAGAAAAUGAGGUUGUGUGCACUGCGAUCACGGCCAUUCUUCACUAUUUCUUCCUGGUUACCCUCUUCAGUAUGCUGGGAAUUGGCGUCUAUUACUUCAUGCGUAUAUCAGUCACGUCCUACGCCAUGCGUGUGGCAAACAAUUUUGGAUCUAAGUCUAGAGUCCAUUGGUUCCUGGUAGGAAUAUGGGGCAUUCCUGUCAUUAUUACUGCAACAAACCUUGGAGUGUUCUGGGGAAAAGGUUAUCACCUAGAAAAAUAUUGUUGGUUGUCCAUGGAUGGGGGCUCUCUCUACCUGUUUAUUGUUCCUGUCUGUUUAAUAUCAUUCUUAAACCUUCUGAUUAUUGUUUCAUUGGUCAGAGUUCUAUGUGCUACAAGCGUAAUGACUAAAUCCUCUUUACAUAAAAAAGCGACGGCCGGACUACGAUCCUUAGGAACACUGCUUCCAGUUCUUGGUGUGACCUGGGUAUUUGGAAUUAUGGCAAUUAACGAAGACACAGAUAUCUUUCAGUACAUUUUUGUCGCUGCAAAUUCCUUACAGGGAUUUUUUAUAUUUGUUUCACACGUUUUGAUGAAUAACAAAGUGAUGCAAGGGUUAAGAAACAAGUAUCCAGCCUUCAGUUUAUGUAAAAGAAAAACUAAACACAGAAAAAUAGAAUCUGUUUCCAUUUCACGAAAUAAGUCGACAACUGAAUUUGAUUCUCCGCUUAAAGAAGAUAAGAAAAGUGGCAAAUUUGAAAGAUCUCGACAAUUGAAAAUAAAAAAGAAUAAAGUAAAGAAGUCCGAGUCUUUUAUGACUGAGAAAACGAUGUAUACAGAUUUCAAUCGCAGUAUAUUAAAAGAAAAUAGUUCAGUAAUGGCAAUAAAUAAAUCUGCGAUACAAAGGAUACAGAAGAUAGGAAUAAUAUCGGAAGGAAAAGACACGAGAAGAAUGUUUCGAUGGCUGUUCAGUCUAAAUACCCCGGAAGAAAACGGAUAUGGUGAAAAAUAUAAAAAGUUGGAAGAAACAUCUUGAACGCCAUGGGAUUUAUCAAAAGACAUUUAGACUUGCUCAAAUAUCUAUGUUGUUUUAACUUUUAACAUAUCUUUUGCAAAUUUAACUGAAUAUCACAAACUUUGUUUUCUGCUUUCAAUAAUACUCAAAUGUUGUUAACAUGUAUAGUCCAUUCUUGAAAUCAUUUAAAGUUAAUGAAAAGAGCUCGUUUUAUUAAAUAUCGAGACUUGAGCAUGUCUAAAAAUCUUGAUGUGAUUGUUUUUAUUUGACUUAUAAUUUCAUUCACUAGCUUAAUUUCAUUCAUAAGCCUAAUUACUGCAAAAAUUUGGCGCAAUACAUACACUGUAUUUGAAUACAACAUUAACUCUUUAUUCUUUGUUAUCAAAGUUCUCCACUGUAAAGAUCUUCU
Magallana angulata is the source of this 2032-nucleotide messenger RNA. RefSeq names its product adhesion G protein-coupled receptor B1-like. Gene Ontology annotation, molecular function: G protein-coupled receptor activity. The transcript is spliced from 17 exons. Lineage: Eukaryota; Metazoa; Mollusca; Bivalvia; Ostreida; Ostreidae. The coding region runs from base 1 to 1644 and encodes 547 amino acids. Gene Ontology annotation, cellular component: membrane. The record is from RefSeq and is a predicted model, not a curated record. Gene Ontology annotation, biological process: adenylate cyclase-activating G protein-coupled receptor signaling pathway; cell surface receptor signaling pathway; negative regulation of angiogenesis.